Molecule: messenger RNA, 577 nt
Organism: Guillardia theta CCMP2712
Lineage: Eukaryota; Cryptophyceae; Pyrenomonadales; Geminigeraceae
Exons: 1
Coding region: 83-478 (131 amino acids)
Source: RefSeq, a predicted model, not a curated record
GAAGCCGGGGUUAGAGCAGGUGGUGACUUCGAGGAGUCGUGGAAGCACAACCCUCGAGCUGACGGCACAAGCAUAGAAGCACAUGAUGCACAACAAGAGCUCUUCACGAAGAAACUCCUGGCCCGAUGCUAUCGGCAAGGGAGAUGCUGAUGUAGAUGUCAACGGAACUUCCAAGGUCGGGAGGGUCUCAUCGUUGGCUUUGGAACCGGCCUUCUGUUAUGUCGAAGAAGUAGACGCGCCGUCGAACAUAAAAUUCGAAACGUGUAGUGUUGUAUCGAGUGAUGUGGAGGAAUCAAUGGCUUGUGAAAGUGGACACAAUGAACGGAAGUUAUCAUUUCAAUCUUCUAGCUCAGCAUGCGACAAGAUCAUCGAUGGCAAAGGAAACAUGGUUCGAUCAGGGAGUUAUCCAACGUUGAAUCUGCUCGGCUCUAGUGUAUUUCUCAAUUCUAUUGAUAGAAACGGUAAUUUUUCGUCCUAGUCAGCGGCUUCGCCCUUAGUUUUGUGAUUGCGUUCUGCGUGUUUUCUUUGCCAUUCCUAAUUCCUCUUGAUCUCAUUAAAUUGCUUUCAAUCUCGAAAG